This is a messenger RNA of Lolium rigidum, 1744 nucleotides long. RefSeq names its product inactive beta-amylase 9-like. Gene Ontology annotation, biological process: polysaccharide catabolic process. The transcript has 3 exons. The record is from RefSeq and is a predicted model, not a curated record. Gene Ontology annotation, molecular function: beta-amylase activity. The coding region runs from base 1 to 1569 and encodes 522 amino acids. NCBI's taxonomy places the organism in Eukaryota, Viridiplantae, Streptophyta, Magnoliopsida, Poales, Poaceae.
AUGGAAGCCGUGCUCAUGCAGCAGACGGCGGCGGCUGGGCCGGCGACACGGCGGUGCGUCGGGAAGAUCACACUGGCCGGACACGGGUUGGGGGCUGUUCGGCUUGCUGGCACGACGCGGUGCGCCGCCAGCUGGGGCGUCCGGGCCAGGCCGGGCCUCGCGAUCGCGAGGGCGCAGCUCGUCGCCGAGGAGCAGAGGACCGAGGUCGCGGGCGAGGCUGACGACGACGCGCGGGCGAUGAGGCUGUUCGUCGGCCUACCCGCGGACGUGAUCUCCUGCAACGGGGCCGCGGUGAGCCGGCCCCGGGCCAUCAGGGCCGGGCUGCGCGCGCUCAAGCUGCUCGGCGUCGAGGGCGUCGAGCUGCCCGUGUCUUGGGCCGUCGUGCAGCCCGGAUCGGAGGAGAAGUUCGAGUGGACCGGGUACCUCGCCGUCGCUGGCAUGGUCCGCGACGCCGGGCUCAGCCUCCGGGUCUCGCUCCUCACGCACGGUCGCGGCGCCACGCUCCCCGCUCUCCCCGGCUGGGUCGUUGACGCGCUCGCCGCCGACCCGGACAUCCUCUUCGCAGACCGCUCUGGGAACCGCCGCAAGGAAUGUCUCUCUUUUGCCGUCGACGACCUACCGCUGCUCGCCGGGAAGUCGCCGAUCCAGGCAUACGAGGCCUUCUUCCGAAGCUUCGCCGACGCCUUCCAGGACUUCUUGGGCUCUACCAUUACGGACGUGACCGUCAGCCUGGGUCCCGACGGCGAGCUCCGGUACCCGUCGUACCCGCCGGGAUGCGAUCUCGUGGACGGCUACGCGGGCGACGGCGAGUUCCAGUGCUACGACAAGCACACGCUAGCGCGGCUGAAGCAGCACGCCGACUCGUCGGGGCGGCCGCUGUGGGGCCUGGCGGGCCCGCACGACGCCCCGCGGUACGAAGACCCGCCGGAGUCCUCGGGCUUCUUCAGGGGCUCGUGGCAGACCGAGUACGGCAGCUUCUUCCUCUCGUGGUACGCCGGGGAGCUCCUGGCGCACGGUGACCGCGUCCUGGCCGCGGCCACAAGGGUGUUCUUCGGCAAGCAGAUCGAGCUGUCCGCCAAGGUGCCGUUCCUGCGUCGCCGGUCGCGCCCCGCGGAGGCCACCGCCGGGCUGCACGGCGGGUACGGCCCGGUGGCCGAGAUGUUCGCGCGGUACGAUUGCACGGUGCUCGUGUCCGGCACGAUGGACGCCGCCGCGGGGUCAGAGGCAGAGGAGGUCCUGGCUCAGAUCAAGGACGCCUGCACGGGGCACGGCGCGCGGAUCGCGUACGAGAACGCGUCACUCGUCGUAGCCAGCGAUGGCGCUGGCGCCGCCGGUGCCUUGGGCGGCCUGCUGACCGCCGACCGCACGCGGCCGUGCCACUUCACGUACCAGCGGAUGGGCGCGGAGUUCUUCUCGCCCGACCACUGGCCGCUGUUCGUGCAGUUCGCGCGAGACCUCGAGUUCCCUGAGGAGUCGCACGAGGACGAUCUGCCGGCCGACGGCGGCCAGUUGGCCCCUCUCUCCGGCCGCGUGGAACAGGGCGCCGAGAAAGAGGCGCAACUAGCUUGACAAACUUGCUGUUGCGUCGGUCUCCUUGAUGUACAUAGUCCAUUUAGUAGGGUUCAGCUGUAAAUUCCAGCUGAGAACGACGGUCCCUAUAUUAGUGGGGUCAGUAGUUGAUCGAAUUGUAUUCCAAAGUGUAUUUCAUCAUUGUGAUGAUUAUUUGUUGGCGUUGCGUCGGGAA